AUCACUCACACACACUCAUACAACCUGUGCAUUUUAAGUAAUAGUCCACUUGCGCAGGAAAUAAAUGCCACGCAUGAAGAUCACUGUCGUCUUAUUCAAAUGUGCACCAGCAACAUCAAAUAACAGUUAUUCAAAUACGUUCGUACAGGCCCUAACUAUACAACGUGCUCCCACACACACACACCCACGAGCCACGCCUCCUGAAACGCUGGGCUACCGGUGAUUGUUGAAAACCAAUGAAGGACCAGGACCUCACAAAAGGCUAAUAACUAGACAGGACUGUCCGAACAUUACACACUACACCAACUACAUACUAUACUGUAACGAGGAGUGUUCCCUGCCGGACAACACCAUGGGUAAGCGCAAGGUCAAAAACAACGUCAAACAGGAGGAUCAAGUUGCCUCUUGUGCUGGAUCCACCGGUGGUCAAAAGUAAACCGCGCAACCAUUAUGUUCUUCUGUGCUUUUUGUUAUUCGUGGUCGUCGUUGGGGGUCCACUUCUCAGUUGGCUCUGUUAUCAGCAGCAACAAUCCAUUGACGAUUUGCAGAAACCGUUACGUCUUGCAGAGGAAGUUUGUUAAGUUCCAACAACAUGAUGGGGCAGGGAACACACAAUUGGAUGGCAUUAGUCAUGUGGAAGAGAGGCUGCUGGCUCUGGAGCAGGCACAGCCCGAGGCCCAGAAGCAGGCAGAGAUGGCCCUGACAGCUACCGAGCCAACUGGACGAUUCGGACCUCCGUUGCUCAGGUGCUGGCCCUGCAUACUGAGAUGACUACAGAGCUGAACAAGAUUGCAGACCUGCAGCAGAUGGAGUGUCAGUGGCUGCACUGAGUGCACUUUCUCACGGACCAAAGCAAGGAGCUGGAGGCGGUGAAGCAGAGCAUCAGUGACAUUCUGAGCUCCAACUCCCAGCUUGCCCUCAGCAUCUCCAGCAUCUCCAGCAGUAUCACCAGUGCGGCAUCCCAACUCGACCAGCAUGGCGUUUCUGUAGACGACAUGAGUAUGCAGCUACAGGGGCAGGCCGAUGACAUCCAUAGCCUAAAAGAAAUUCUCUCUAGUCAGCAGGCGUCUCUCGAGUCCAACGGUCAGGAGGUGCUGGAACUAAAGAGCCUGUUGGUGAUGGAGCGGAUGAAGAGGAAGAAAUCCCUGAAUAAGCAACUAAGAACCGUACAGCAGAGCAUAUCAGAGCAACUCAGCCCUGCCCACAGCCUCCAUGCUGACCUGGAGACCCCAUUGCUUGCUGUGCAUAGCCAGGAACCCGAGGAGCUACCUAGUGAGCAGGUAGACCAAGAAGCUGCAGAAGAAACACCUAAUGAAAUAGCCGAGGAAGCCUAUGAAGAGGAGAUGGCAGUAGUAGAAACUGAAUCCAUGGAGGAGGCAGCUGAAGCUGAUGAGGAAGCAAUAGAUGAAGCUUCUGAUGAAACACUGGAGGCAGAAGAAGCAAUUGACAUUGUAGAGGAAACAACCAGAGAAGAGCCAGAAGAUGUUUCUGAGGAACCACUGGAGGAAGAGCAAAAAGAAUCAGCUGAUAUUGUGGAGGAACCCACAGAAAAUCAGAUGGAAGAAACAGUAGAUGAAGUGACAGAAGAAGAUAUUGCAGAAGAACAAGCCGACGACGAAGAAUUUGCUGAGGAAGUAACAGAAGAAUUAGCGGAAGAGGAGGCAGAUGAAGACAAAUCAGAAGAAGAAGAAAUAGAAGAAGAAGAAGAAGAAGAAAAAGGAGAAGAAGAAGAAGAGGAUGAAACUACAGAAGAACUGGCAGAAGGGACAGAACGUUCUUUAGAUGAUAACUCUGUGGACGACACUACAGAGGAACCAUCAGAACUUGAUGAAGAAUCUACUGAGGACAAUUUUGAGGAGGACUCUGUUGAUGAGCAGGCUGAUGCUGAGGAGGAAUUAGUUGAAGAUGAUUUUGAAGAGGAACUUAAAUAUGAGCCAUCAGAAAAUGUAGAAGAAUUUGGAGAAGAUGUCAUGGAGGAAACCACAGAGGAGGCACGAGAAGAUGCGGAAUAUGAUGAAGAUGAUUUUGCAGAGUUUGAAUAGUUUACAAAAUAAGGCGCUUUUUCAAAAGAGCAAGAUAAUGAAACAUUAAAACAAACAUGGCUGAAUCAGUCAUUUCUUUUGAUACAUGCUAAUCAUAAUUUGUUUAGAAAUUAUGUCAGGCAAACAAAUAAACAAUAUUUUUACGUUUGUUUUCAAGAGAAACUCUUUUUCUUAGUCAAGAUAAUGGCCCUGCCUUAAUUGUCAUGUUUGUUUGGGUGAGUGUUACCCUGAGAUGAGAUUUUUUUUAAAUGAGAGUUUUGCCUCAAAGAACAUAAAAAAUAAUAUAAUGCACAAAACAACCUAUUUAUAUGAGUAAAACUGUAAUCACUGGAAAUGUCGGCAGAAAAAGCCUAAAUUAUCAUAACUGUAAUGAUUUUAUCUUUAAUCUCCCUGAGGUUCGAAAAUAAAGCUAAUUUGUAUGUUUUGUA
Molecule: messenger RNA, 2470 nt
Organism: Clupea harengus (Atlantic herring)
Lineage: Eukaryota; Metazoa; Chordata; Actinopteri; Clupeiformes; Clupeidae
Source: RefSeq, a predicted model, not a curated record